AUGUUGACUCUUUUCUAUAGAAAUAUUAUUGUCCGACCGCAAUGGUUACACCGAUCCAAUCAGUCUUCAUCUGGUUUCCGAGCUGAAUUGCCUUUGAAUUCUGUCGGCAAUCAUUCUGCACUGAACCAUUUUCCCUAUACACCCACUCUUCUCUUUAUAAACAAGCAUUCUGGUGGUCAACAUGGCGAGGAAAUCUAUCGAAAACUCUUGCAAAAACUCAAUCCACGUCAAGUGUUUCUUUUAGAAAGCGAUGCCACCAUUGUCAACGCUCUAGAUAUCUAUAUUUCGCUCCCGAAUACCCGUAUUGGUAUUUAUGGUGGUGAUGGAACCGUCAGUUGGGUUCUUUCUCGUAUAGCCGACGUUUAUUCGUCAAACAAUAAUCCACCGGUUGCCAUCUGCCCAUUAGGAACUUGCAAUGAUCUUUCACGUGUUUUAGCCUGGGGUGCACAUUACAAUUCAAAGCAUCUGCUUCCUAUGCUCUUAAAAAUUCCCCAAGCUCAAGUGACUGCACUCGAUCGUUGGCAAGUUCGUGUUGAACAAUUCGAUAUACCAAAUUCGAGCUCCGUGAGACCACAAAAUCACGAGAGUAGAUUUCAUAUUGGUCAAAUACUUCAACCAUUACUUAGAGAACCGAAAUUUAUUCGCGAAAAUAAUCGCGCCUCCUAUCAGAAUCAUCAGUCGCUACCAAAUACACAUUUUGUUAAUUACAUGAGUUUUGGCUUAGAUGCAGCUAUUGCUCUCGAAUUUCAUGAUCGACGCACACAUGAUCCAAACAAAUUCUCGUCAGCUUGGAAAAAUAAACUAAUGUAUUUUAAUGAAAGUCGCAAAUAUUUGAAUGACUUCGUCCGAUCGAGAAUGUGGAGUCUCGAUGCGUACAUUCGUUUGAUAUGCGACGGUGAAAAUUUAACUGAUGCAUUACGACAUUAUCACACACUACUGAUCCUCAACAUACCAGCCUAUGUGUCCGGUACGAAUCCGUGGGGAAAAUCUUCAUCAAUGCGCUCAACUACGAGCAAUUUUAACCAUUCACCGAUUGUUGAGAAAGACAAGGAUUCUCUCAGUCAUAUUUCGACGAGUUCAGUCCAUGUACACGAGUCAGUGACCGAUGCACAUGAAACUGAUGAAUCGGCUAAUUUGAACAAUUGUGGUACGAACCAAUGUGCGGCUCCAUCGACAACAACAAUCAAAAGCAAUCGUUUCGAUCCACAAGAUUUUGGUGAUCAAAAACUUGAAGUCAUUGGAUUGAGUACUAGGCAAAUGGCUGCGAUUCAUAUGGGCUUUUCUGGUACUCGGAUUGCCCAAUGUAAUCAAUUGCGGAUCGAGCUCUACCGUCCGAUGACGGCACACAUGGAUGGUGAACCAUUCUAUCUAUCGGCUUCCGUAGCUGUAAAUAUUAGUUACGCUGGUCAAGUACUUAUGUUAAGAAAUGAGAACAGAUAG
Messenger RNA from Rotaria sp. Silwood2, 1440 nucleotides. The record is from the annotation of a GenBank genome assembly. Lineage: Eukaryota; Metazoa; Rotifera; Eurotatoria; Philodinida; Philodinidae.